UUUGUGCUAGCCUGUUGCACUCAUCAGAACAUCAGAUUCAACAUUGGUCAUGCUCAGAGGACAAGUGCCAGGUCUCCUACUACAAACCAUUUCAUGCAUUCUGCAUCUCACCAUACUGGUGUUCCAUGGGAAAUCCCUUUAGUGUGACACCGUGUGUUUUAGGGAAGGUAGCAAGAGGUGCUGAGUUCUUUCCAGGUUGCCGUGUGUUAGCAAGAAGAGAGGUAGAUGGAUUCUACUACUUGGGGAUAAUUGUACACCAGCUACAGGACAGGGGAGGACUCUUUAUGGUGACAUUUGUUCAGUGUUUGCCCAAAGAUGACACCAUGAUGGAAAUCAUAUCACCUCAGUUAACAUGUCAACCUGACAUGGUGAAUAUAACACAGGCACAUAAGCACAGUAUAGUACCAGGAGACACAGUAUUAGCUCCUUGGGAAUUUCAGAUGAGCAGAUAUGGUCCUGGAAGAGUUGUUUCAGGCAUGGAAGUAAGAGAUUCAGUGAAGGGUGGAAUGGGAGAUGGUCUAGUGGUGCUGUUUUGGAAUGGAAUCAGACUGCACGUUCCAAAAGACCUGGCUGUUUGGAUACCUGCUUCUUACCAUGAGCAAAUAAUCAGGGAACUGCAGCCUAAUGUGCUCAGACCAGGUUGCUUAAACAACAGCCACUGUAGUCACAUUAACUGGUCACCAGCCUGCUGCAUAAAUCACAUAAAUCACUGUCUUCCAACAACUCCCUCAAUGUGCCUUUGCCCAAUCAAGAACUGUCCCCUCUCUAAUCAAAGCCUUCUUAUGGACAAUCAAUGGAAGGCACAUGAGAUUAAUCCUGACCAAGUAAAUGAGCUGACAGCUUCUCAGGAGAUGAAGACUGAUUUGUCUUCUUCAGACUCAAGCGAAAACGAGGAAGAAGUUACAAAUGAAAAGUUAAAUUCCACACCAGAACUGGUGAGCUGCUCAGUGAACACGGAGAUCUCAUACCUGAAUAAGUCCCAUACUGAGCCACAGAGUAGACCAGCCUAGAGGUACUGGAGAAGAGGUUCCCCAGAGCCACACCACAAAAAACCAGGUAACUGUCUGCCUGAUCACAGGCUAUCUCUGGUUUCAGAGAUCCAAAGAUCCAUAAGUCCAUAAGAACAACACACACAUCCAAAUCAUUUCUGCUAAGGUCACUGUCUUUCAAUGUUAAAAUUGUUUCCAUGUUGUUUGUAUGCAAUUAUAUAUUUAAAUACAUUUAAUUAUGUUUUUUUUCUGUUUCUUAGGGCAAGUAACUAAGCCUCCAAAUCCAGGUUAUUCUUGCCUUGGAAUAAACAGUGAUUCUGGAUAUUCCUCAUCCAGUUUUGCAUCCACAAAUCACAGUUCAUUAUUUGAAAUGGUUCCACAUUCAGUAAGAAGAGGUAUAACAGUAAGAGAGGUAUUUGGCUGGACUGUACAAAAACCACUUUCUGAAGCACCAUCUCCAUUGGCUUUGCAGUAAAGAAAAUUUCGGCUGAACCAAGAUCAUAAAGCUCCUUAAAUAGCUCAAUAACCUCAAAAAACAUUUGAUAUGACAUUUGCACAAGCUGCAAAUGAGAUUUACUAGGGAUGUAACUCUUGAUUAUAGUUUUUGAAUAUUCUUUAAAUGAUAACAUGACAAAAGAUAUCAAACAACAAUAAAAUUAUAUCAAAUUUCUAAUUUUA
Messenger RNA from Ictalurus furcatus (blue catfish), 1667 nucleotides. RefSeq lists its product as uncharacterized. The record is from RefSeq and is a predicted model, not a curated record. The transcript has 5 exons. NCBI's taxonomy places the organism in Eukaryota, Metazoa, Chordata, Actinopteri, Siluriformes, Ictaluridae. The coding region runs from base 126 to 1010 and encodes 294 amino acids.